ACGGAAUGGUUCGCUCGUCAUGUCUCUCCCGUGUAGCCAAGUCGCAUAGUUGUUGAUUUCAUUUUUGGUCUCCAGUUGAGCUCGUACUGUUAACAGCAUUUAGUUUUAUUUUCUUACACAUCUUUUUGAAGAAUGAGCGACAACGAUGACAUCGAAGUCGACAGUGACGCAGACAAACGGGCCCAUCACAAUGCACUGGAGCGCAAACGCAGGGAUCAUAUCAAAGACAGUUUCCACAGUUUACGGGACUCAGUGCCUGCUCUGCAAGGAGAGAAGCAAUCUGUCAAACAGGCUUCCCGAGCUCAGAUCCUAGACCAAGCCACAGAGUAUAUCCAGUACAUGCGCCGGAAAAACCACACCCACCAGCAGGACAUAGACGACCUGAAGAAACAGAACGCACUGCUGGAGCAGCAGGGUGAGUGUCUAGCCAGGGGCCUGGAGCUGGGCAAGAGGUCUCGCAAGGGACCACUGGUCCGGGCCCUGGAGAAGGCCAAGGGGAACACUCAGGUCCAGUCCAGCUACUCGUCUCCUGACAGCAGCUUGUACACCAACCCCAAGGGGAGCGCCGUGUCAGCGUUUGAUGGAGGCUCAGACUCCAGCUCCGACUCGGAGCCAGAAGACCCGCCCACCAGGAAGAAGCUACGGGUAGAGCCUAGCUAGGCCCCCCCCCACCAGAGACUCUCUUCCUCCUACCUGACAGCUGUCUCUCUCCAGCCUUCCCACGCCAGUCCCGAGGACCGGGUGGUGAUGUCAGAGAGGUUCUGUAUACCACGUGCUUCAACCUUUCUCCUCACCUGGCUAGCGUCCUGUCACUCCUGUGGCCCCGCAAAAACCCUCAACACCCCUCAAGUGAGGCAGCUCUGCAGUUUUGAAGGACUUUGCUUUUAUAACCUCAUAACCGUUCAUAAUCAGAUGUGGAUGCAACAAGGUGUACUGCUUUAGUUUAGCUACAAUGAAUGCCCCGAUUUGUUUUGAAAAACUUAAACAAACCUGUUCAAAGAGUUUGGACACUUACACAGACAUUUGAAAAAUUGUCCUUUGAAAUAGUUUACCUUUUUAAUAUUUGUACUUUUCCACGAAAGAAUGUGAAGUUGCUUUGGGAAAAAAAAACAUUUUAUGCCACCCUCCUGAGUCAGUGUAGUUGGCAGAAGAUUUUGUCUUUAAACUAUUUGUGUAAUCAAAUCCCUAUAUUUAAAGUGAUAGAUCGAAAUGUAUUUCUUAUCCCUCAUUGUAUAUUGGUGUUUAGCUUGAAAUUUAUCAAUUGGCAAAAGCGGAUUAACAUGUUGGCUUCUCAUUUAAUAUAUAUUCUCACUUUGCAGGUUCAGCUGUUCUUUUUUGGUUUUCUAAGGAAUGGGGAUAUUACACAAAAAAGCAAAAAGAUAAUAAAGCUAAUUUCCCAGAUGGAUAUGGAAUGUUACACAGUGCAGUUGAAGGGUAUUGAUUUAUUUUGUGAAGAAAAAAAAGGUCCAUAUCAGUGUGUAGGACUGAACAGUAUACUCUUAAAUGUUGUCAAAUCUACAUAGAAAAAAACUCUGGAAGUGUUUGCCUGUCCUGGGAAUGUUUGUUUUUCAAUUUUACAGAGGUUAAUUAAGUGUGUACUAUAGAUAUAUUUGUUUAUUCCAUUCCAUGGAAACUACAGGUAUGUUGUACAUACUGCCAACAGUUGUCUUGCAAGUUGAGGCAUACCUUUACUAUGAGACUAUAAAUAAAAACUAUUUUAUCCUUUUUGUUCA
Osmerus eperlanus (European smelt) is the source of this 1733-nucleotide messenger RNA. RefSeq names its product protein max-like. NCBI's taxonomy places the organism in Eukaryota, Metazoa, Chordata, Actinopteri, Osmeriformes, Osmeridae. The transcript is spliced from 4 exons. Gene Ontology annotation, molecular function: protein dimerization activity; DNA-binding transcription factor activity. Gene Ontology annotation, cellular component: RNA polymerase II transcription regulator complex. The record is from RefSeq and is a predicted model, not a curated record. Gene Ontology annotation, biological process: positive regulation of transcription by RNA polymerase II. Bases 133 to 660 code for a protein of 175 amino acids.